Lingula anatina is the source of this 606-nucleotide messenger RNA. Its product is annotated as solute carrier family 12 member 9. The record is from RefSeq and is a predicted model, not a curated record. Gene Ontology annotation, molecular function: potassium:chloride symporter activity. Gene Ontology annotation, biological process: chloride ion homeostasis; chloride transmembrane transport; cell volume homeostasis. NCBI's taxonomy places the organism in Eukaryota, Metazoa, Brachiopoda, Lingulata, Lingulida, Lingulidae. Gene Ontology annotation, cellular component: membrane.
AUGAUAAGCCGUGCACUGGGACCAGAGUUUGGUGGGGCCAUAGGACUCCUGUUCUUUUUUGCCAAUGUUUUCUCGGCUGCCUUGUAUGUGGCUGGGUUUGUGGAGGGCUUGCUGUCCAAUUUCGGACCUGGAGGAACCCUUAAUCUUGAUCCACCUCUUCCUGAAGAUGACAUUAAUGCCAGCUUCAAGGGAUACUCCUAUCUCUAUGCUACUGUGGUGCUGAUUUUUUGCCUCAUUGUCUGCAUGAUAGGGGGAGCCAUGUUUGCCAGGACGAGCUUGUUUAUUUUGAUGGUUGUAGUUUUGUGUACUUUGAUGGUUAUUAUCAGCACAUUUGUGAAACAAGCCUCGGAACUCCCCAUACCCAUUCCUAUACCACGGACCAAUACGCUGGUUUAUCCUGAUGUAAACAAUGUCACUGAAAAUGUGACCACCGUCUUUUACAAUUAUACUGGAUACAGUAUUCACACUUUCAUGGAGAAUUUAUUUGGCAAGUACACUGCUGACUACACCAACCCUAAGGUGAUUCAGAACUUUGCCAUUGUGUUUGCUGUACUGUUUAGUAGUGUCACAGGAAUCAUGAAUGGUUCAAAUAUGUCAGGUGGGUAA